AUGGUGUCCAUGAUCGAGAUCCAGCGCGAGCUCGUCCUCAGCACCAUCCGCCAGAUGACCCGCGGCGACUGGAAGGUCCUCAUCGUCGAUGAAGACUCCAAGAAGCUCAUCGACAACGUCGUCAAGGAAGACGACAUCCUCAACUCCAACAUCACCAACAUCGAGCGCCUCGAGGACCGCCGCGAGACCCAGCGUGACAUGGACGCCAUCUACAUCCUCACCCCGAAGCCCCACAUUGUCGACUGCAUCAUGGCCGAGUUCGACGUCCGCCGCUACCGCGGCUUCUUCCUCGUCUGGACCACCCUGCUGCCCCCGCCGCUGAAGGAGCGCAUCGACCGCUCGCCCAUGGCCCGCGACCAGAUCCGCGCCUUCAGGACCGUCCACCUCGACUACCACCCCCACGAGUCGCACCUCGUCACCUUCAACGACCCCUGGAGCUUCCCCACCCUCUUCCACCCGGACUGCAACAACCUCGUCGUGCGCCACAUGGAGGACAUGGCCGAGAAGAUCACCGGCGUCUGCGUUGCCCUCGGCGAGUACCCCAUCAUUCGCUACUACCGCCCGCGCACCCCCACCCACGAAGCGAGCGUCCUCUGCUCCCACCUCGCCCGCUUUGUCCAGGACAAGCUCGACAUGUACGCCCAGUUCAACCAGGAUUUCCCCCCACCAUCCAACCGUCCCCGCGGUGCCCUCUACAUUACAGACCGCUCCAUGGAUCUGUACGCCCCCUUCCUGCACGAGUUCACCUACCAGGCCAUGGCCCUCGAUCUGCUGCCCAUCAACGACACCGACAAGAUCACCUACCGCGCCAUCGUCAACGAGGACGAUCCAGGCGCCGAGGAGAAGGACAUGGUCAUCAGCGACAAGGACAAGAUUUGGGUCGAGAACCGCCAUCGCCACAUGAAGGACACGCUGGACAGGCUCAUCAGCGACUUCCAAAAGUUCAUCGCCGACAAUCCCAAUUUCACCAACCAGGACGCCCAGAACGCAGCCGGCAUGAACGGCCUGAAUGCCAUCAAGGACAUGAUUGCCGGCCUGCCUCAGUUCCAGGAGAUGAAGGAGUCGUACACACUGCACCUGGGCAUGGCCGAGAAGUGCAUGGACAUCUUCCAACGCCACAAGCUACCCGAUCUGGCCUCGGUCGAGCAGUGUCUGGCUACGGGGCUCGACGAAGACUACCGCAAGCCCAAGAACAUGGCCGACCAGAUCGUGCGCACGCUGGACGACGAGGCCGUCACGCCCGCCGAUCGCCUGCGCCUCAUUGCUCUCUACAUUCUCUUCCGAGACGGCGUCCUGCCGGCAGACCUCGAAAAGCUCAUCUUCCACGCCCAGCUACCCGCUCCUGACAUGCAAGUCGUUCGCAAUCUCGAUCUCCUCGGAGCGCGCGUCGCCAGACAGUUGAAAGAGAAGCGCGACCCCACCCCGCCCCUCUUUCCUCGAAACGCAGUACCGCCACCCAACGCAGAAGAGUAUGGCCUCUCCAGGUUCACACCAGCGCUGCAAGACAUGCUCGACGCGCACGUCCGAGGUUCUUUGCCCCAGGACGCCUUCCCCUUCACCAAAGCAGCACCCGAAGACAUGAACACGCAGGAAAGCGCACAGGCUUCCUCCCUCCGCUCGGCAAAGCCUACCUGGGCCAAGUCGCGCCUAGCCAGUGUGGAGCCACGACAGCGUGUCAUUGUCUUCAUGGCUGGAGGUGCAACCUACUCCGAGUCGCGCGCCUGCUACGAUGUCUCCGAGAAGACCUCGAGAGACGUCUUCCUCGUCACCUCUCACAUGAUCAAGCCCCAACUCUUCCUCCGCCAACUCGGCGAUCUCAGCCAACGCCGCGACAGACUUCGGUUGCCUGUGGAUCAGCCACAGCCAACAGCACCCAAGCAUCUUUUCGAGAAGCCAGAACCGCCGAGGCCAGCCCCUCCGCCAGCGGGCACCAAGCCCAUGCCGCAGGGCCUGCCAUCCGGUCCGCGUGCCAGCGGACCACGCACAGGCGCACCGCAACCGCCCACGGCAGCGAUGGGACAGAUCAACCUAAAUGCUCAAAGACCACCGGUGCAGAGCCCCGCACCAGCAUCCAGUAGUGGAAAACACGCCAAGGAAGAAAAGGACAAGGACAAGAAGAAAAAGAAGCACCACUUCUUCUCGUCGAAGCACUAG
This is a messenger RNA of Ascochyta rabiei, 2154 nucleotides long. RefSeq names its product syntaxin binding protein 1. Gene Ontology annotation, cellular component: plasma membrane; secretory granule. Gene Ontology annotation, molecular function: syntaxin binding. The transcript has 4 exons. Bases 1 to 2154 code for a protein of 717 amino acids. The record is from RefSeq and is a predicted model, not a curated record. Lineage: Eukaryota; Fungi; Ascomycota; Dothideomycetes; Pleosporales; Didymellaceae. Gene Ontology annotation, biological process: vesicle-mediated transport; intracellular protein transport.